GUAUCCAACGGUCGACUUACUCGGGCAGUUCUGCAACAGCUACGUCCUGACAAGAUAGACUCCCUCCAAAUAGAAGUUAAUGACACUGGCCAGACGUCUCAUGCUUCAAGUCUAGCAAAAGACCAAUCAUCUUGCGCUUUAAUCAGAGCUGAUCCUUUGGCACACAAGAAUCUAAAGUUUGCUGAUCGUGAGUCCAGACAUUUUCAGUUGCCCAUUGAAUUGCAGCUAAAUCUCAAACGAACAAUCACCUCGGAAUCAUCUGAAGCAUCGACUUCGAGGCAGCUUUUGCGACCUCCAGAGUAUACCACCAAUACCGGCAAUUUCUGGGAAACACCACAACUUGGUAUGACUUCAAAAGAGCCACUCCCUAAGAUCGAGUCUUCCCUCCCUUUGAUGCAGAGUGUUGACUGCACAGGUUAUGAUAGUAACGACGUAAAUUCCAAUAAAACUGAAUCUUCAAGAGCUAAGAGGAGUGAAUACAGUAGCUCUGCAGAAUUCGGCUCAGAUGAAGAAGAAGAACUGGAACAGAAGGGGGCAACGACAUUGACCCACUCUGGGCAACGGGUUUCGAAGAGCGCUGAUACUUCGGUGGGGGGCUACGAAGAGGACUUCGUAGACAUCGACACAAGUGAAGAAGAAUUGCAGACACGGAUGGAUGAAAAGCUCGACUUCGUAGACAUCGACACAAGUGAAGAAGAAUUGCAGACACGGAUGGAUGAAAAGCUCGUUAGUGCAUAUCUCACAUAG
Protopolystoma xenopodis is the source of this 747-nucleotide messenger RNA. NCBI's taxonomy places the organism in Eukaryota, Metazoa, Platyhelminthes, Monogenea, Polystomatidea, Polystomatidae. The record is from the annotation of a GenBank genome assembly.